Dibothriocephalus latus is the source of this 621-nucleotide messenger RNA. NCBI's taxonomy places the organism in Eukaryota, Metazoa, Platyhelminthes, Cestoda, Diphyllobothriidea, Diphyllobothriidae. The record is from the annotation of a GenBank genome assembly.
AUGAAUAGGGGCCACCACUAUAAUCACACACUCAAACAGUGGGGUGAAGCGGGUCAACAGAUGGAGGGCUUCCGGAUCAAGAAGACGCAAGAAUUGCUCUGCGUUCUGGCUGAGCGCCUUCGCGUGACAAUAGAAAGGAUGUCCUCGGUAUGCUCCGAUCUGGAGGCCACGGCAGCUCGUAUCGAUGCCGAACAAGAUUCUCGAGCGAUAAUUGAACGACUUCGAACUGGUAACCUACCUCCUGAAGAUGAACCUUUUGAGGAUCUCGUCAUUGAUGAUCCUCCCGUAGUCAACCUGGAAUCCUACGGAGAGUCCAUGCGGAAGCAGAUGUCCAUUAAUAGUCUGCCUACUGCUGUUGUCAAUACUGAUGAUCCUGAGGCUGCUGUCAACGGCAACUCACCGCUGGACACUGUUCUGCCCGCCAACGAUGUCAGUUCCAGUCGCAAUAAGUAUGGAACCCGAGGCCGUCGCAUGAGCUCCAGCUCAACAGCGCCCAUUUCAGGCCCUGCGGCCCGUCGCCUCAGUACAAGCAGCGUGGCUGCGGGCCAGUUGAACGCAAAUGGACAAUCCAUAAUGCGAAAGCUUUUCUCGAGAAGGAGCAAGGUGCCUGCUUCGUCGUAA